AUGCGAUGGAGUGCUUAUGAAGGAUGCAAUAUGAAUGGGAUGGGGACGGGGGUACAAGGGAUGCAGGGAUGCAAGGGAUAUGUUAUUGAGGCUUUCAACGAGUUUGGUGAGAUGGUUUUGCCCUUCCAUCGAGAGGAAUUCCAGGAGUGCCUGGAGUUCGUGAGGGUGAGGGUCCUCAACCGCGGAAACAGGGAGGAGCUGAGGGGGGAAUUGCGGAAGAAGGAUAAGGAGGUGAUCCGGUAUUUCAGGCCGACUUGGGACCAGUAUUUCAUGAAGAUUGCGGACAUAGCAAGGCGACGAUCCAACUGCAUGAAGACCUCGGUGGGGGCGGUGAUCGUGAACGAUGAGAACAGAGUGGUUUCGACCGGUUACAACGGUACGCCGAAGGAAAUCCCCUCCUGUUACAAGAUGGGCUGCGAGCGAUGCAACAACAACGAGGGGAAGCAGCUGGACCAGUGUCUGUGCCUGCACGCGGAGGAAUCAGCGAUUAUCGAGGUGGGUAUCGGCAAGACGGAGGGGUGCAGGCUGUACACCACCUAUUAUCCUUGCUUCAGUUGCGCCAAGAUCAUCAAACAGGCCGGCAUCAAGAAGAUUUACUAUAUGGAUGAGUACGAAAAGGAAGAUAGCGGAAAGCCCUUCAUUAGCAUAUACUUCAAGCCUGAAGACGUGGUCAAGAUUGGAGCUGAUAAUCUCUACUAUUGA
Messenger RNA from Nymphaea colorata (pocket water lily), 702 nucleotides. RefSeq names its product deoxycytidylate deaminase-like. The transcript is spliced from 2 exons. The coding region runs from base 1 to 702 and encodes 233 amino acids. The record is from RefSeq and is a predicted model, not a curated record. Gene Ontology annotation, molecular function: hydrolase activity; zinc ion binding. Lineage: Eukaryota; Viridiplantae; Streptophyta; Magnoliopsida; Nymphaeales; Nymphaeaceae.